Gloeophyllum trabeum ATCC 11539 is the source of this 1159-nucleotide messenger RNA. RefSeq names its product ARM repeat-containing protein. The record is from RefSeq and is a predicted model, not a curated record. Bases 54 to 1055 code for a protein of 333 amino acids. The transcript is spliced from 6 exons. Gene Ontology annotation, biological process: peptidyl-hypusine biosynthetic process. Gene Ontology annotation, molecular function: deoxyhypusine monooxygenase activity. NCBI's taxonomy places the organism in Eukaryota, Fungi, Basidiomycota, Agaricomycetes, Gloeophyllales, Gloeophyllaceae.
GUACAAAGUGCGAAUUUGGAAGUCCGCCAAAAAUCUCUUAGAUCUCUUCCCUCAUGGUGGCUGAAGUCUCUGCGUCCACUCUCGAGGCCCUCGAGGCAACGCUCCUCAAUACGUCGGGCACUGUGCCACUUCACAACCGGUUCAGAGCUUUAUUUACGCUGAAGUCCCUUAAAAACGACGAUGCUGUCGAGAUUAUCUCGAAAGGUUUCAGGGACGAUUCUGCCCUUCUUAAACACGAGCUCGCAUAUUGUCUUGGCCAGAUGAAGAACACAAAAGCGCUUCCCAUAUUGGAGUCGGUGCUGUCGGACGAGUCUGAGGAUCCCAUGGUUCGGCAUGAGGCAGCUGAAGCUAUGGGCGCAAUAUCAUCCACUGCAUCCCUCCCCGUUCUGGAGAAAUACGCAACUGACCCUGAGAGAAGCGUUCGCGAAACCUGCGAGAUCGCAAUAGACAAGAUUCGAUGGGAUAAUUCGGAGGAGGGUCAAAAGUUCAGCAAAAUUGUAGAGGAGUCUAAGGAUAGGUCUUACUCGUCCAUUGAUCCCGCUCCCCCGAGCUCCCGACUGUUAUCCGGCAAACCAGCACCAGAAGACUUGUCCGAGACGACUAUAUCACAGCUGCGUGCUACCUUGCUCGAUAAGAAACUGCCCCUUUUCGAGCGGUACCGGGCCAUGUUCGCCUUACGGGACAUCGGUACGCCUGCUGCGGUCGAUGCCCUUUCUGCAGGCUUCGCAGACGAUAGCGCUUUGUUCAAACACGAAAUAGCUUUCGUCUUCGGCCAACUUCUGUCGGCGCAUUCCGUCCCCUCUCUAUUACAGGUACUUCGGGACACCAACGAGUCCGAUAUGGUUCGCCAUGAGGCGGCUGAAGCGUUGGGUGGGAUUGCUACUCCCGAGGUUCUCCCCCAUCUCAAAGAAUGGAUGAACCGUGAAGAUGCUCCUCGUGUCGUCAGAGAGAGCUGCCAAGUCGCGAUUGACAUGUGGGAGUACGAAAACUCGGAUCAGUUCCAAUAUGCCGAUGGACUGGGUUCAACACCUGCAUCCGUCUCACUCACGGCGUAAAGUUAGACGUGUCAUAUGUAUCGAUUAGUCAAUUCCACUGGUGUAUUUGUCAACAUGAUCAUGGAGUGCUGUGAGGAUGGUAAUAUAUGUUCUGUUGUACUCUG